UCUAUUCUAGUAAAUAUCAACUUAAGUGUGCUUAAAAAUACUAGAUAGAGCAUUCUCAAGUAAAUAAACUACUUAGGUCAUAAUAUGAAGAACAUUUAAACUAAACUUCAGAUAUAAGACAUCCGAUUCGAGGAAAACCAAUUGAACCUAUAAUCGUCAACUUUGCUUGUAAGAUGAUUAGUGUGAUGUCGCAAUCACUUGAAGGCUACAUUACUCCUUCCACACAGAUCAUACAUACACGCAAUACUUUCUCAACUUUUUUCAAGGCAUCACCAUGGCCCUUAAAUAGCAAGCAAACUCUCACUUAGUCCACACCAAAUCACAAAUCAUAAAACAUGGCUUCAACGUUCUGGGCAGUGGCUUUAGCAAGCCUCUGCUUCCAGCUAGUAACAAUUAACGCACAAGCUCCAGCAACAGCGCCCUCAAAGCUGCCACCUGCAGCACCGACGCCGAAAGCAGCUACGGCACCUGUAGUGGCAGCUUCCCCUCCAACCAUAAGCAAACCACCAGUGGCUAGCAAGCCUCCAGCAAAUGUGGCUCCAAAACCUGCUCCUGUGACAUCACCAGCCCCCAAGGUUGCACCUGUUUCGAGCCCAAAGGUGCCACCACCACAACCACCAAAAGCUUCACCUGUCUCAGCUCCAACCACACCACCACCAUUGCCGCCGCCGCCUGUUGCGACACCACCACCAUUGCCACCACCAACAAUAUCCCCAACACCAGUCCAAGCACCACCAGCCACUGCACCUACGCCACUACAGAGAGCACCAGCACCCGCACCUGUUUCUCCCCCACCAGCACUAGCACCAACGCCUGUAAUAGAACCACCAACACCAGCACCUGCCAAGCACAAGAAACGAAGGCACAGGCGCAAGCACAAAAAACAUCAUGCACCAGCUCCAGCACCAACAAUUGUCAACAAGAGUCCCCCAGCACCACCGGAUUCCACAGCAGAUUCGGACACAGCACCAGCACCAGCACCGGGUCUGAAUUUGAAUGGAUCACCAUCAAACUAUCAGCAUGGGAGAAAUAUAUGGGCAACGGCUGGAAUUGCCAUCACCAUCUUGCUAGCUAUGACAGGCUUCAGCUCAUAGCAGCCUCGUUGUGACCAUGGAUUCACUCGAAUCAGUUAUUUUAUUUGCAAAAUAUAAAAUCAUUUUAUGUGCAUAGAUCUGAAUAAUGGAAAUUUGUACCUCUGAUAUAUAUUUUUUCCUAUUAAAUUCUUUAUGGUGAUAUGUAUUCAGAAAUAUUAACGAAUAUGAAAUUUUUGGAUUAUGGAAGCAA
This is a messenger RNA of Arachis ipaensis, 1284 nucleotides long. RefSeq names its product arabinogalactan protein 19 (gene AGP19). Gene Ontology annotation, cellular component: plasma membrane. NCBI's taxonomy places the organism in Eukaryota, Viridiplantae, Streptophyta, Magnoliopsida, Fabales, Fabaceae. The record is from RefSeq and is a predicted model, not a curated record.